Myxocyprinus asiaticus (Chinese sucker) is the source of this 1583-nucleotide messenger RNA. Its product is annotated as E3 ubiquitin-protein ligase RBBP6-like. NCBI's taxonomy places the organism in Eukaryota, Metazoa, Chordata, Actinopteri, Cypriniformes, Catostomidae. Gene Ontology annotation, molecular function: ubiquitin protein ligase activity; zinc ion binding. Gene Ontology annotation, biological process: ubiquitin-dependent protein catabolic process; protein ubiquitination; mRNA processing. The record is from RefSeq and is a predicted model, not a curated record. The coding region runs from base 875 to 1231 and encodes 118 amino acids. Gene Ontology annotation, cellular component: nucleus. The transcript has 3 exons.
UGCGGAAACCCCAUCGAAUCCGUGGACUGGUUGGACUGUUAUGAAUGUAAUCAGUACAUUGAUUUAAACCGUUUAUGUAAACGCCGUAUGGCGUGGUGUUCAUCAGGGGUGACUACGGAGUGACUGGAUUACCGCAGCAGUAUUUUGAUAAGAGGAGAAACGUGUUAUUCACUUGUUUUGUUUUAGCACUUUGUAACAGUUUUGUUGUAGCCUUUAGUGUUUGUGUGUGUGUGUGUGACGGACGCCAUUUUAGGUUGAUUACACUAGCUGCUAGCCACAUUGUUUCAGGCCUUGGUUCCACAUACAUCACUUUGUGUGUUUUUUUUUUCUUCUUGUUUGUUUGUUUUUAUUUAUUUAUUUGGACUGCAUUGAACAAACAUUUCGGAGGAACUUUGAUACGGACACUGGCGUGACAUAUUUGACGGGACUCGACACAUUCACUCAUACGGACAUUGAUUGAUUGAACGAACUCUUUAUUUCUUGAUCAGAUUUGGACGUUACGGACAGCUAACGGCUAAACGCCAUAUGGUCCUGGGACAUUGUGAAACAGCGGGAUACUUUCUCGCCUCUGCUGGGAUUCAGUGGACAAUAAAUAUCUUGCGUCAUUAAGAAUACGUGUUGCACUUGAUCACAAUCUUUUUUAACCAUUUAUAUUUUCAAUUCGCAGUUUUUUUUCACUUCCCUUUUCCGUUAGGCACAAUCCAUAGGGGCUUCAUUGCAUUAAAAAUGGUUAAGCUGAUGAGCAAACAUGGCUAUUAUUCUUUAAUUGUUAGCUGAUAAACAGACAUUUGAGUAAGGUUGAUCGCUGGGCUUUGCCCGUUGUAGUUGAGUUUGUUUGUUUGUGGUGGUAUUUUCCCACAAGGAUUGUGUAAACAUGUCUUGUGUCCAUUACAAGUUUUCUUCUAAACUGAACUACGACACUGUCACCUUCGAUGGCCUUCACAUCACGCUCAGUGAUUUGAAACGUCAAAUCAUGGGGCGAGAGAAGCUGAAGGCCGCGGACUGCGACCUGCAAAUCACCAACGCGCAAACCAAUGAGGAAUACACAGAUGAUGGAGCCCUCAUCCCCAAAAACUCUUCUGUCAUCAUCAGACGAAUACCCAUUGGGGGGGUCAAGUCGACUAGCAAAACAUUUGUCAUUGAUCGAUCUGAACAAUCAAGUGGAUCUUCAAAAGCAGUAUGUAAAAACACCUCAUUUCCUUGUCUCAUUACACACAUUGCUUUGUCUUGAAAUCGUUAAGGGAACUUUUCUCAUGCUCAAUGUUGUCUUUGAAACCUGUUAGAAGAUGACAAAGUAUGUUGAGCUGAAUGUUUAUAUUGUGUGAUUCGCUAAAGUUGUUGCAUUGAUUUUCAUGUUUUUAUGCAAUUUCCUAUGUGUACAGAAGUCUGUGCGCAGGCUAAUACAAUGUUUCGCAUUGAACAAGUCCUCUAAAAAAUUAUGUUGUACAGUGUAGUGUAAGAUCAUACUGAUCUACAGAAUUCUUGAACAUGGAUAGUGUUCAGUUUGUAUGUCCUUAAAGUGACACAUCUGUAAAAAGCUGACUGUUUUUGUUUUUUGUAAUAAAAAUACAUUGUGGUAUUUA